ACGAGACUUGUGAUGUUAUUCGACCAUCUACGUGAAAUGCUCUAGCUUGACUCUCCUGCACAGUCGCAGUCAGCAGCAAACAUACGUCGAUCCAAUACGGAUUUAGCGGCCAAUUGCAAGCAACGCCGCAGCUCAUUCGAGAGGUGACCGGCGCCUUGAAAAUAUCACGAAACGUCACGGCGCAAAUGGACUCCAAUGAUGCUGCACGGAUAACGGACUCUCAAUGGGCGCGCCAGAUUUCAGAGCUCGAAAGCGCACGCUGCUGCUGCUGCUGCUGCUGGCACGGCACGCAGGACUGGACGACGUUCUUGGUCGGCCAAGCGCCUAAUGGACCCACAGAUCCAAUUACGUGGACAAGAGAGGCAAGGACCCACAGCGGACAGUCGACGGAACUCUAAAAUUGGUGUUACUAGCCGACGACCCAUGGCUGAGCUUGCUUCUAUCUCCUGGCGUCCUAUCCGGUCCUCAAAGCAGAUAUCCAGCGUGUCCUGGUGCUCCGUGUCUGGGUCGUCUCUCAUCAACUCGACAUUCGCGUCUCGGCAGCAAACCAACAGCAGCACACCCUCCAAGCCCCUCAUUUCCAAGAAAAUCUCGACCUCUCUUGUACGCGACCAGAUCGCGCAGAGCUACCAGAGAUCCUCGCGCAGUUUCAAUGUCCGAUGCCUCCUCCUUCAACGUCCCGUACCGCUCCUUGACCUUCCUUGUACAGCUGGACGUGAUCUGCAACUCCAUCUCACCCGCCGCGCAGUCUUCACGCCGAUGAAGAAAGCUCUUGCCGUGUCACGCAAGCACUACGUCGCGAACCUGCAAAGAAAAAUGGACUUCGCGGUCGGUGAGGUGGUAAAUGAGCUCUCGGUAGGCACCAUCUUAGAGGGAUCAACGGAGACGUACAAGUACCAGAGCGAGAAACAUCAGAUUGGAAACCAGCUGCCGAAAUGGUGCUUGCGUCGGAUUAUGUGGUCGCCAACGAUGACGGUACGCGCUGGCGGUGUGUAGUCGAAGCUGUCGAUGCGAGUGCAGGCCGUAGUGAUAUGGUUGUUGUCAAUAGAGCUAUUUAAAGAAAUUUACGGACAGCUUCUGUG
Molecule: messenger RNA, 1082 nt
Organism: Schizophyllum commune H4-8
Lineage: Eukaryota; Fungi; Basidiomycota; Agaricomycetes; Agaricales; Schizophyllaceae
Exons: 1
Coding region: 328-996 (222 amino acids)
Source: RefSeq, a predicted model, not a curated record